AAAAUAAUGGAGGUAGAAACGAGAGAAUGAUGAAGAGGUGAAAAUGUACAGAGGGAAAGAGAGAGUGAUUCCUUGGAUCCAAAAAGUUCCCUUUUUUUUCUUUUCUCUUACAUUCUUGCUACCCAAACAAAUAACUCAUCUACUCUCUUUUCAGUAAUUAUCAUUAUUCUUUUUAAUCUCUUUCUCUUUCAUUAAUACCCUCUUCCUCUAUCCACGAAACUGAGAUAAAGGAAAACCAAGUACUUAGCUGCAUCUCCACACACACACAGAGUGAGAGAUUAUCCAUUCUCUUCCUUUUUUCUGGGUUUUCUCUUGUGAUUUAUAGAAAUUGAAGUUCUAGCCAAAUGGGAGCUCGGUGCUCCAAAUUAUCACUCUGCUGGUGGCCAUCCAAUCUCAAAGCCAACCUCAAUGAAUCCUCCGAUCUCGAGAAUGGGGACUUGCUGCCUGUGUUUAGAGAGUUCAGCUUGGAGCAGCUACGAGCUGCAACGUCAGGCUUCAGUGCUGACAAUAUAGUAUCGGAGCAUGGUGAGAAAGCUCCCAAUGUUGUUUAUAGAUGUAGACUUCAAGAUGAGGAUCGCUGGAUCGCCGUCAAACGCUUCAACAAGUCCGCUUGGCCCGACCCUCGCCAGUUCCUCGAGGAGGCGAGAGCGGUGGGGCAGUUGAGAAAUGAGAAAUUGGCCAAUUUGAUUGGAUGUUGCUGUGAAGGCGAUGAGAGAUUGCUGGUAGCUGAGUUCAUGCCUAAUGAGACGCUCUCUAAACAUCUUUUCCAUUGGGAGAACCAGCCCAUGAAAUGGGCAAUGAGAUUGAGAGUGGCUCUCUAUCUGGCUCAAGCUUUGGAAUACUGUAGCAGUAAAGGAAGGGCCUUGUAUCAUGACCUUAAUGCUUAUAGAAUUUUGUUUGACCAGGAUGGCAAUCCAAGGCUCUCCUGCUUUGGCCUGAUGAAAAAUAGCAGAGAUGGAAAGAGCUAUAGCACAAACCUGGCGUUCACCCCCCCUGAGUAUUUGAGGACCGGAAGAGUCAUACCAGAAAGUGUGGUUUAUAGCUUUGGCACACUAUUGCUUGAUCUACUCAGUGGCAAACACAUACCCCCUAGCCAUGCACUUGAUCUCAUACGUGGAAAAAACUUUUUGAUGCUGAUGGACUCAUGUUUGGAGGGUCAUUUUUCAAAUGAUGAUGGAACUGAACUUGUGCGCUUAGCGUCACGUUGUUUACAGUAUGAACCUCGUGAGAGACCAAAUGCAAAGACUCUUGUCACUGCUCUCACUCCUCUUCAGAAGGAAACAGAGGUUCCAUCCUAUGCUUUGAUGGAUAUUCCGCAUGGUGCUACAUCCCCAAAGCAAACAAUGUCAUUGACACCUCUAGGAGAAGCUUGCUCAAGAAUGGAUCUGACUGCAAUACAUGAGAUACUGGAGAAGGUGGGGUAUAAGGAUGAUGAGGGGAUUGCAAAUGAGCUUUCCUUCCAAAUGUGGACAGAUCAAAUACAGGAAACCCUCAAUUGUAAGAAGCGUGGUGAUGCUGCAUUUCGAACCAAGGACUUUGCUACUGCAAUUGAUUGUUACACACAAUUUAUUGAUGGUGGGACAAUGGUAUCACCAACAGUAUUUGCAAGACGCUGCUUGUGCUACUUGAUAAGUGACAUGCCACAACAAGCGCUUGGAGAUGCAAUGCAAGCUCAAGCAGUAUCUCCUGAGUGGGCCACUGCCUUCUAUCUCCAAGCUGCUGCACUCUUCAGCCUUGGAAUGGACAGUGAUGCACAGGAAACUCUAAAAGAUGGCUCAUCCUUGGAAGUCCAAAAACAAAGAAACUGAAAGUGUAUAGUUCUUUCAAAAAGAGGAAAAGAAAAAAAAGGAUUCCUUAUCCAUUAAAAUACUCCUUGUAUCCAUCCUUUUUUUCUAUAUUUUUUUAUUUGGUAAUUUGAGGUUCUGCAAAGCACCACAGAGUUAUAUUAAUAUGUUUGGCUUAUGCUUUUAUUUACAAUAUUGAUCCAGACUCCGGAGGAACUUCUCCAGUUAAUUCACAGCUUCUUCAAUCUGUUGUAGCUUAAAGAUGUGCCGCAUCUGAUAUCACUGAUGCUGGUUUCACCUAUUCUUACUUUCAGUUUGGUUGGAGUAAAAUGUAGAGAAUUGCCAUUAAUAUGGCUCUAUAUAAGAUCAUAAAAUAACAGAGAUGUCUAAUUGUGUUGCGACUUUCUCCUA
Messenger RNA from Manihot esculenta (cassava), 2195 nucleotides. Its product is annotated as serine/threonine-protein kinase BSK5. Gene Ontology annotation, molecular function: ATP binding; protein kinase activity; protein binding. The transcript has 10 exons. The coding region runs from base 345 to 1808 and encodes 487 amino acids. NCBI's taxonomy places the organism in Eukaryota, Viridiplantae, Streptophyta, Magnoliopsida, Malpighiales, Euphorbiaceae. Gene Ontology annotation, biological process: protein phosphorylation; brassinosteroid mediated signaling pathway. The record is from RefSeq and is a predicted model, not a curated record.